AAACUCCACCGACCUAUUCCUAAUGUCCCCGAGUCCUCCGCUGCUGAAGGUGGAAGAACGCAAAGGAUAGAUCUGUCUACAAGUUGAGUUAUCGUAGGAUUUUUCCUCAAGUUCAGAUCAAUCGAGUUCUAACCCUGAACAAUUACCCUCCGAUCUCCCUGGCUACCCCUUAUUGUUGAAGAGAUCGAAGUGAUCAAGAUGCAGCAAGGGAGCGACUUCGGUUCCCAAUACUACGCAUAUCAGUAUCCUCCAUCCCAUCCGAACCCUAACCCUACUCCCAAUCCCAACGAGUUUGCUCCUCCUAAUUCGAUUCAUCCGUCAUACGCCUCCGCUCCGCCUUUUUCCCAUUAUUCGUCCUCCAUGUCCGCCUCUACCGCCCCUUACCCUCCCUUUUCCCAACAUGCGGAUCCCAUCCCAACGGUACCGCCCUCGGCUCCAUCGUAUUCCCAGCCUCAAUCCCAAUCUCAAGACGCGGCAUCGCAAUACCCUCCCUAUGCGAACUACAGUUCAUCUCUCUUCCAGCCGGAGCUGUCCUCCAGUCCGGCGUUGGCGCCGUAUUCUAAUCUCCAGCAACCUUCUUCUGCCCCAUACCAUUCCUAUGACUCCCAUCACAAUUAUAACCUCCCAAAUCCCAAUCCUGAUCCCACUCAGAGGUCCGAUCUUACUCCUCCCGUCACCACCUCUGUCUACGCUCCUAGCGAAACCACCUAUCAGGGUGGCGUCCCGAGAUUCGAUCAUGGCGUUGGGUACUACAAUGACAAUUCUGGAAAGUAUGACAUGAACGCUGCCGGAUCCUUCGGGCAAAGCCGGCCUGGUUAUGAUCAGGAUUUUUAUGAAAAGCGGCCGGAGCGGGAGUUUCAAUAUGGGCAUGUUAGUGCGCAGGAUGAUGGAUUAGGAGAGGGUGUCUAUGCCUAUGAUGGCGGUAGAUCAGAGCCGUACGGUGCUCGUGGAACGUUACCUAGGUCUUCAUCUUCAUCGGCUUGGGGCGGGUUUGAUGAUUAUGGGAGGUCGACUAGCUUUUCUUCCGGUAGGGGUGACCAAGUUGGGAGUGCGGGUAAGAUUGUUAGGGCGGUACCAAAGGCAGAAGCUCAGCAGGAUGUUAAGAGUGGAGUGCAGAAAUUCCGGGUUAAACUUUUGCCAGAAGGGACGAACGUGAAUACCACCGACGUUCUUUGCCAGGGUAAGACCAUCGAGUUUCUGAUAAAGAUCGUGGUAUUAUGUAGUUAUAACCGAGAAUAUAUUGGUUUGGAUGGAAUUCGCAUGCUGGAUCCUAGUACUAGCAGGACCUUGAGGAUUUAUCCAUUGGAAAAUGUGACAAGAUGGGAGGUUCUAGAUUCUUCCAUAUUCUGCUUUUGGUCUAAAAGCUCUGUUGAUAUCGAACCCAAACGCAUCAGACUGAAAUCUAAUAGUUACACCACCACUACCAUACUUGACACUGUAACUGCUGCAUCUGUGCAGCUUAAGGAGAUGGGUGGCAGUGAUGUUGGCCGAAGCAGAGUAAGUGCUGAUGGUGGCAAGCCAUCCGAACAGGCAAAUGAAAAGAAAAAGGGUUUGGCUGACUGGAUGAACAAGAUGAAACCAGGCAAUGAGGAGAAAGAUCAUUGGGUUCCAGACGAAGCCGUCUCACAAUGCACAUCUUGUGCCGUUGCUUUUGGGCCUUUUGUUCGUAGGCAUCAUUGUAGGAAUUGUGGUGAUAUCUUCUGCGACAAAUGUAGCCAAGGAAGAACUGCUCUAACUACAGAUGAGAAUGCUCAGCUAGUCCGUGUUUGUGACGGAUGCAUGGCGGAAGUUACUCAAAACUUGAGCAUUGCUAAGGAGGCUGGCAACCGUUCUGCUGUGUCGCAGACACAUGAAGAUCUUGCUAGGAAGCUACAGGAAGAGAUGGAGAGAAAUCGCAAGCCUUCAUCGGAUUCGAAAUUGUCUGAUUCAUCUGGAAAGAAGAUGAGGGAAGUGGCGUGUCCUAUCUGCACCGUCCAUUUACAGGUUCAAGUUCCUAACUCAGGUUCUGAAACAAUAGAAUGUGGUGUUUGCCAAAAUCCAUUUCUUGUGAGCGCCCAUUGAUGAUAUUAUCUCUAUCUGGUCUCAUGGUGGAGUGGCGGUUGUUUAGUUUCUUCCCUUCCCUUCCAACCAAUGUAAUUGUUGUUGUUCUACAGUAUAUCUAUCUAUUGAUUGCUUCCUCUCUUCCCACUGCACGCACGCACUUUGUUUAUUUAUUUAUAUCAAAUUUAUUAUAGAUUAUUUGGGAAUGUGGUGGUUGUCGUUUGAUUCUUGUUUUACUGUAUAUCUAUACAUAUAUGUAUGUGUAUGUGUGAGUUGAGCUUUC
Messenger RNA from Dendrobium catenatum, 2323 nucleotides. RefSeq names its product protein FREE1. Gene Ontology annotation, molecular function: ubiquitin binding; metal ion binding. NCBI's taxonomy places the organism in Eukaryota, Viridiplantae, Streptophyta, Magnoliopsida, Asparagales, Orchidaceae. The transcript is spliced from 11 exons. Gene Ontology annotation, biological process: multivesicular body assembly; intralumenal vesicle formation. Gene Ontology annotation, cellular component: late endosome membrane; ESCRT I complex. The record is from RefSeq and is a predicted model, not a curated record. Bases 199 to 2061 code for a protein of 620 amino acids.